Rosa chinensis is the source of this 971-nucleotide messenger RNA. RefSeq names its product phosphatidylinositol 3,4,5-trisphosphate 3-phosphatase and protein-tyrosine-phosphatase PTEN1-like. The record is from RefSeq and is a predicted model, not a curated record. The transcript is spliced from 5 exons. Bases 280 to 927 code for a protein of 215 amino acids. Gene Ontology annotation, cellular component: cytosol. Lineage: Eukaryota; Viridiplantae; Streptophyta; Magnoliopsida; Rosales; Rosaceae. Gene Ontology annotation, biological process: phosphatidylinositol dephosphorylation. Gene Ontology annotation, molecular function: phosphatidylinositol-3,4,5-trisphosphate 3-phosphatase activity; protein tyrosine phosphatase activity.
UCUCCUUUCCCAAUUAACUAACAGUAAUGGGGGUCAUCACCUUCUGGCCACCCUGACCCAAAACAUUGUUUCUUUCUCCUAGCUAGUUCUACGGUUCCCCCCAAAUUUUGAAUUGGGGGUUUCAUUCUGUUUUGCCCUAGAAUUUGCUUCCAAAAUCCAACCCCUUCCACCCAAAUCUCAAUUAAUGUUCAGCUCUGCAGGCACAGAAUUACACACACCAUUCUUCUAGGAACCUCAUAAUCAAAUUUAGUGGCACCAUUGUACCAUCGGCAAGCAAAAAUGGCAAUGAAGUUAACUAAGGAAGAAGCCAUGCCGGCGCCAGGAAAGCUUGAAAGCCUAACCUUACAACACCAACUGGUCAGAUGCUUAAGUAACAGCUUUUACAUCCGUAACUUGGUGUCUAAGCAACGGAGGAGAAUGCUUGUUGCUGGCUAUGAUCUUGACAUGUCUUACAUCACCGACCGCAUAUUGGCAAUGUCGUUCCGUGCAGAGCGGAUGCGUGCAAUGUAUCGAAAUAAUCUCUGGCAGGUCAAGUCUGUGCUUGAUAUGAGGCAUCCAGAACAUUACAAGAUCUAUAACCUCUGCAUUGAAGAGCAUUACUCUCCAUCGCAUUUCUAUGGCCGUGUGGAGAGGUAUCCUUUUGAUGAUAACCAUGUUCCACCUCUUGAAAUGGUCAAGCUUUUCUGCGAAAGUGUGCAAUCAUGGCUCAAGAGUGACCCGGAAAACAUUGCUGUUAUACACUGCAUGGCAGGCAAAGGUCGAACAGGCUUAAUGGUAAGCGCGUAUCUGGUCUACCGUGGGAUGUCAGCAGAGGAAGCACUUCAACUCUAUGCUCAUAGACGAACCACCAAUAAUGAAGGAGUAAGUCACGUCACAUUAGGCAUACCUGAGGCGUUUUCGGGAGAGCCUUGCAGCCUUGAGGCAUAAGGCGCAUAAGGCGUAAGCCUUACAAUAUAAAUUUUUGUCGUCAC